This is a messenger RNA of Sapajus apella (tufted capuchin), 3805 nucleotides long. Its product is annotated as AFG3-like protein 1. The transcript is spliced from 16 exons. Gene Ontology annotation, molecular function: metalloendopeptidase activity; ATP binding; ATP hydrolysis activity. Lineage: Eukaryota; Metazoa; Chordata; Mammalia; Primates; Cebidae. Gene Ontology annotation, biological process: mitochondrial protein processing; protein-containing complex assembly. The record is from RefSeq and is a predicted model, not a curated record. Gene Ontology annotation, cellular component: membrane; m-AAA complex.
CUGCGCAUGCGCGCGCUCGGGACGCGCGAGGCCUGGGACGGGCGAUGUUGUGCCGGCUGCUGGCGGCUGCCGGGCCGCUAUCCUUGCUGUGGCGAGGCGGUGGCCCGGGAGGCGGCAGGACGGCCAGGACCAGCGUGAGAGCCCUGAGUACGGCCCGCCAGUGCCUCCAGAGGGUCCACUUUCAGAAGCUGACUCUGCAGGCCAGACUGACGUUAUUUUCCCGGUGGCUCUCUUCGAAACCACCCAAAGAAACUGGUGAGCUAAAGAAUGCUGGGCAUGGAGGAGAUGGAGGCAGGAGAGGAGGCGCGCGCAGUGGCUUUGCCUGGUGGAGGCGGAUGCAGAAGGGGGACUUCCCCUGGGAUGACAAGGAUUUCCGCGGUCUGGCCUUUUUGGCGGCAGGUGUGGCCAUGGGAUUUUUCUACCUCUAUUUUCGAGAUCCUGGAAGAGAAAUCACUUGGAAGCAUUUUGUACAGUGUUACCUGGCCAGAGGUCUGGUGAACCGGCUGGAAGUCGUGAACAAACAAUUUGUGCGUGUUAUUCCUGUCCCUGGGACCUCGUCUGAGGUGAGGAAGUACAUGUGGUUUAACGUCGGCAGUGUUGACACCUUUGAGCGGAACCUGGAGUCUGCCCAGUGGGCGCUGGGGAUCGAGCCCCACAACCAGGCGGCGGUGGUGUACACCACUGAGAGCGAUGGGUCUUUCUUGCGAAGCCUGCUGCCCACCCUUCUCCUGGUUGGAAUUCUCCUCUAUGCUGCCAGGAGGGGCCCGAUGGGAGCUGGGCCCAGUGGACGAGGACGGGGCCUCUUCAGUGUUGGUGAGACAACAGCCACGGUCUUAAAGAGCAACAUCGAUGUGCGGUUCGCAGACGUAGCUGGUUGCGAAGAAGCCAAACUGGACAUUAUGGAAUUUGUGAAUUUCCUGAAGAAUCCCAAGCAGUAUCAGGACUUAGGAGCAAAAAUUCCAAAGGGAGCCAUGCUCACUGGUCCUCCUGGUACAGGCAAGACACUUCUUGCCAAAGCAACUGCAGGGGAGGCCAGUGUGCCCUUCAUCACUGUGAAUGGGUCGGAGUUCCUGGCAAUGUUUGCCGGUGUUGGGCCAGCAAGGGUGCGUGAUAUGUUCGCAACGGCCCGAAGAAAUGCUCCAUGUAUCUUAUUCAUUGAUGAGAUUGAUGCGAUUGGCAGGAAGCGAGGCUGAGGGCACUUUGGAGGCCAGAGUGAGCUGGAGAACACCCUGAACCAGAUGCUGGUGGAGAUGGACGGGUUCAAUUCAGUCACCAACGUUGUGGUGCUGGCCGGCAUCAACCGCCCUGACAUCCUGGACCCGGCCCUGAUGCGGCCCGGCCGGUUUGACCGCCAGAUUUACAUUGGCCCACUUGACAUCAAAGGCAGGUCCUCCAUCUUUAAGGUUCACCUACGCCCACUGAAGCUGCACGAGAGCCUCAGGAAGGACGCCCUGGCGAGGAAGCUGGCAGUGCUCACCCCAGGCUUCACUGGUGCUGAUAUUUCCAGUGUUUGCAAUGAAGCAGCUCUGAUCGCCGCCCGGCAUCUGAGUCCUUCUGUUCAGGAGAAGCACUUUGAGCAGGCCAUCGAGAGGGUCAUUGGAGGCCUUGAGAAGAAGACCCAGGUCCUGCAGCCCAGGGAGAAGACAACUGUGGCCUACCAUGAGGCCGGACACGCGGUGGUGGGCUGGUUCCUGGAGCAUGUGGACCCCCUGCUGAAGGUGUCCAUCAUCCCCCGGGGCAAGGGGCUGGGCUAUGCGCAGUACCUGCCGAGGGAGCAGCACCUCUAUACCCAGGAGCAGCUCUUCGAUCGCAUGUGCAUGAUGCUUGGGGGCAGGGUGGCUGAGCAGCUAUGCUUUGGGCAGGUCACUACGGGGGCUCAGGAUGACCUGAGGAAGGUCACCCAGAGCACCUAUGCCCAGAUUGUGCAGUUUGGGAUGAGUGAGAAGCUGGGCCAGGUGUCCUUCGGCUUUCCCCAACAAGGCAAGGCCCUGGUGGAGAAGCCAUACAGCGAGGCAACUGCCCAGCUCAUCGAUGAGGAGGUCCGGUGCCUCAUCUGCGCCGCCUACAAGCGCACCCUGGACCUGCUGACACAGUGUCGGGAGCAUGUGGAGAAGGUGGGCCAGCGGCUCCUGGAGAAGGAAGUGCUGGAGAAGGCAGACAUGGUGGAGCUGUUGGGUCCCCGGCCCUUCGCGGAGAAGUCCACCUACGAGGAGUUUGUGGAGGGCAUGGGUGGCCUGGAGGAGGACACAUCCCUACCCGCAGGGCUGAAGGGCUGCAACCGGGGACAGGAGGAGGGAGACGUAGAGCAGCCUGUACAGGGGAGGUCUUUGUAGCCACUGGUGGAGCUCAGGUGACUCAGAUUUCCUGGGACCUUUGCAGAGCAGCUGGAGAAGCUCGCCAAAAACAAAUUAAAACGUGACAGCUGCAAACUGGUGUUUUAGAUGAGGGUGCUCUGAGCCCACAUGCAGGGCAUGGGGUGGGCGGAAGGGCUGCCCUGAGUCCCUGGGCCCUGCUGCUAGAGGACAGUUGGGUCCGGGUUAGAGGGAGGGGAGCAGGGCUCUCCCGUGGUGCUGAGGAAGGUGUGGUGCCUGUCUGGGAACCCUGUGCGUAGCUUCAGGAGGGGCUUGAUGGGGCAUCUGGAGACACUGGACCUUCCUGGGGCCUGCCUCUGUGGAGGAGUGUUGAUGUGGUCGUAAAGUCACUCAGAGGAGUCUGGGCCCAGCACGGAAACCGUCUCAGUUUGGUAGAAUUCAGAAGAACACCAGCCAGUUGUCAGUGGAAAGUCAGGUUUCUUAAGCAGCUAUUUGGAUGGGUAGAAACUCAUCUGCUGAUCUGUCCUUCAGAGGGAAAGCCCACUCCACCCACAGGUGCGUGGCUGAGGGAGGAUGGCGGAACUGUGGGGCUCCAUACCUGAGGUUCCAUGCCCGGGCAACCCCCACCUCUGCCUGCACCUAGGCCCCAUGGCAGCCCUGCUCUGAGUGUGAGGGACGUGAGUUGCCUAGCAAAACCUGGAACGCCUGGGGUUCCACUCUGGGGCACCCCUGGCCUCUACCUGUUGCUGGGCCCGAGGCAGCCCUGCUCUGAGUGCGAGGGACCUGAUUUGCUCAGCAAACCUGGCACCUAUCCUUGGGGUGGAGGUGCUUUAACCACAGAUGUGUCUGAACUUAAGACUGCAUCAUCAGCUUCUGCUCCUGUGACCUCUUUGUUGAAGUCUUGGAGGGGAAGCUCUGCAGGGCCCUGGCUGGCUCAGGGGUGUUUGUGGAGAGGCUGUGGUCCUGAGCCCUCAGCAUGUGGCCGCCUCUGGCCCUGGUGCCUGUUUAUGAACCCUUUUCGCGGGGCUGGGUGGCUCCUAAUAAAAGGAAGGCCCCGUUUGGGCUUUGAGCUCCAGGCCCUUUGGUGCCUCAGGAGGCACCAAACUUUAACUGAGGGAGGCUUUGCUUUUUCUUAACUGGGGUGUGUGGGACUCGGUGAGGAUGUCCGUGUGCUUUCUCCAGGACACGACCUGCCUCCAGGACUCACUGGGGUCAGCAGCAGCAGGGCUGUGUAGUGUCAGCCCCGACCACUGCCUUUUGAGGGGUGGAUGCACGUCUGGGUGACGUGGGAUGGGAACAGGGGAGAUACCCUUUUGCAGAUGUCCUGGGUGAGCGGCAGGAGGAGGUGGCCCUGCUGGCUGCGCUGGGCAUAGUUUGUUCUCAGCCUCUCUCUCGGCCUAGGCCCGACCGCAUUGGGACUUCAUAGUACGUUAUGCAAAUUGCUUGCGACUUUUGUCCCGGAGCUGUAGAAAUAUAAUUUCCAACUGGGGUGA